AUGGUCGAUAGUGGUGUCCCCCAGGGUUCAGUACUGAGACCCAUUUUGUUCCUUAUCUACGUGGACGAUGCCGCAAGAGAUUUAGACUGUGAAGUUGCAAUGUUUGCGGAUGACAUGAAGAUAUGGACUGUAAUUCGGGGUCCUGCCGAUGAAGACAGACUGCAGAUGAACCUGAAUCGGUUGGAGGAGUGGUCAAACCGUUGGCUCCUGCGAUUCAACGUUGCCAAAUGUAGCAUACUUCGCCUAGGCAACACAGCCAGAUCCGCCAGCACAAGAAACUACUUUCUGGGCGGUGCAGCCCUACAAGAGGUCGAAGCCCAAAGGGACCUCGGUGUGCUGACGACGAGUUCCCUAAAACCAUCCUCCCACUAUUCGAGGGUGGCAAAAACCGCAAUGUCCGUACUGUACGCCAUCAAGCGUGCGUUUAUGGACUUUGACGAAGAAGCUUUCUCUAAGAGAUUCGGAACAUUCGCCCGGCCGCAUUUAGAGUACGGCAUACAAGCUUGGAGGCCGUGGGCUGUUGUGGAUCAAAACUGCCUCGAAAGAGUCCAGAGGAGAGCCACGAAGAUGGUUAGGGGUCAAAGCUCCUUCCCUUACGCAACCCGCCUAGUAAAUCUGAACCUCUUUCCUUUGAGUUACAGGCAACUUCGCGGAGAUCUCUUGCAAGCCUUCCGCAUUGUAAAGGGGUUGGAUUGCAAUCUGGCCUUCGAAGAAUUUUUGAAUUUGCUACCACGACCAACCUCCGAGGUCACCCGUUAAAACUGCGCACUCAGCAGGCACGGCUGGAUGUGCGGAAGUUCUCCUUCGGGGUUCGGAUGGUCAAACCAUGGAAUGAGCUUCCCGCAGAUGUUGUGAUGUCACCAUCUAUACAAAGUUUUAAGAAGAAUCUGGACAUAUUUAUGUUCCGAAAUGACCAAGAGCGAUGAGAAGUAGAGCACACGCCCCGUAACUCGUUCUCAUUUUGUCCUAUAAUUAUGGGCGUGUUUGAACUAUUUCAGCCUGGAACAUGUAUCUGUAUGUCGAACAUUUUUACGUUGCAAAUAGGGUACUCAAAGGUUUACGCCUAUUUCCCUCAAUAAACUGAACUGAACUGAACCUUCGUUUGGAAUAAUUUUGCAUUUAAACGUAGUUCAUCGCAUACAUUAUAGUAAUUCAAAUCGAAAUUACGUAGGCGCCCUACCUUGGAAGACACAAAUUUAUUGCUGACCGCUUCAUUAACGAUCACUCAAAUUCUGGAUUUUUAAAGGGGUCCUCAGAGGACAUUAUGGUUGACAUUACAUUUUUUGAUUGUUUAAGUGGUAACCCAUUUAAAUUUCCGAACCCUCUGUUUAUAAUUGGCUACUAUACCCACUUCUUUUAAUCCUCCCGUGCAGCGACGAUUUUUUAAUAUCAUCUCCUCACUUCGACCACAAUAAAUAUGUUGACGAUCACGGCGGACCCCUCUGUCUUCGACAUUUGUUAGUAAUUUGAUCGGUCAACGAAGAAGUAUGGUGGUUGUAUCCUCCUGCGCUUUGAUCUUCCCCGCAGCGUUUUAUAGUCCCUCCUCGGCUGGACUCUUACCUGACUGUGAGCGAUCGCGUUUGAUUUAUCUGGUCUCGUCAACGUUGACGGUUGUUUAUGCUAUCAUCAAGGAAAUAUUAUAAUUGAACCUGCGACCAAUAGCCUCGGCCGAUCUAGGAGCUCUACUUAGCGCGGGACGUUUCGGACUCUUAUAAAUUCUCAACGGCGGGACGUCCCUGUCUGACCUACAUAUUUACUUUUCCAUGGCAAACAUAUUAUACCCGACACCCGAUAUAGGUUCAAACUAUAAGCCCAGACACGGGCUUCGUCGAUAUUCUGCAGCUGCGUGACGCAGCUGAGAGGCUAUUGGCUCCCUACUGUAUCCCCUAGCGUUCCCUACUGUAUGAUGGCGCUUAUCCACUCCUUACUAUAGGCGAGUGAAGUGGAAGAAGGACGAACAUAGGGCGUCACUCCAGUUGUUGGGUUUAAUAUUUAUGCUCCAACGGUAGACCCGUCCCACCCCUCGACAUAAAUGACAGCAGUUUUAAUAACGCCGGUGUUCUGUUUCGUGUCACACCUUGAGUUAUAUCCCACUGGGUUUACUGUAAAUGCCGACUGAGGGAGCUAGAGCAGAUGUUAUACUUCAUGUGGCAACAGAGAUGCUACGUUUCUAACUACACAAUUAACACGUGCAGUUUCGUCCCUAUUUAAAUUUUUACUGCCCGAGUAUCCUUAGAAUUUAGUUAAGCAUACAAUAGCUCUUGUUCAUAAUCUUCUUCAAAAGUUAUUUCUAGAAAUCAGUUUUUCUUGCGGUAUCUAGUUUGCUUACUCUUAUAUUCACGAAAGCAUGAGGUUUUGACAAUUCGAGAUCUUCCUUUGCAGUUUUUUUUGUACUUUGUUUUCUUCUAAACUGGCAAUGGGAGUAGAGAUGAAAGUUUUAUAACUUGGAUUUAUGAUGCAAUAGUGUCCCCACAUUUUACUUGCAUCCUUUGAAUUGACUGUCAUGUAGCGAUAACUAUCAAAUCAUAUUUGAUACUUUGGCUGUGGCACAAACAUCUAUACGUUCGUCAGACGCCACAGGCUUUUUGCGUAAAAUGUUGAUCACUGUCUGGUGCUUGGCCAUUUUUUCGAUCAUGUUCUUAAAACAUUCCUGACACACGGAAAUGGCGCAGAUUAACCGGUGCCUGAAAUUCCUGAUAAUACGUUAUGAGCCCGAACUCAUGCAUAUCGGGGAAUAAGAGGGCGUAACCAAGACUUAUGGUAAAACGAGAUGCGUACUUUGCAAAAGAAUCAAAUUUAAGACGCAAGUUACAAUUUUGACACGGUAAGUUUACAAAGACUUUAGCUGACAAACCCUGAUGCAGAGAUUUUGCAUGGCAAACAUUUAUUAUAAGUAGCUCAACUUAUGGUUAUAAUUAAUAUUUGCGUCUAUAGUUAAGCAAGCGUUAUGAAUAGGGUUAGGGUAAGGGUCUCGGCUACGGUUAGGGUUAGGUUUAGAGUUGUUGCUAGAGUAAUGUUCACGGGUUAUUGAUACAUAGGUCAAGGAAGAAAUAUUGCGAUCGAUCAAGUGACCAACUGGGGAGAACAGGGGCGAUUGGACUUACAACAGAUAAAAGACUGCAAUUACUGGUAGUGAAAGAGUGGUUGCUCUUUUGUAUCUGUUAUCUUUUUAUUGUACUGUGUAAUUUCCUGGCCGAAUCCUCCUUUUUCCAUUGUUUUUUAGACUGCUCAUUAUCACGGCCUUCCGUGUUUCGGUUGUGUUAGGGUCGUGUUGGUUUUACUGGCGGUUCGCGACUGCCCGCGACUGUGCCCCACAUUUUUGCUCCGUUAAUAUCUUGCACCUUGUGAAGGCGCAAAAGAAAGUACGCUUUUGUUUUAAAAAUAGGACUUCUCCACGAGAAGUGCUCAGCACAUGUGCGUUUUGUCGAUCUAGCAUUAUGGUGACGGAAGGCAGAAUUCUUUUUUAAGACGUCAUCUUUUUGUCCGGAUGAUGCUUUAGCAUUCAUAUCUUAAAUUCCCAGUACACAUUGUCUUCUACUUCACAUGUGAAAUGGCGCCUUUUCUAUGUGUUUAGUUCAUUACAUGAACGUUGAAGCAAAAAUUCGGGGAAUAAGUAUAUCAUGGGUAAUGGAACACUAUCUUUAUGAUAACAGAUAUAAUUGGAUAUGCGUAGCUACCUACCUAGGUAGUGGAGGUUAUUAGCAAACACAACUUUUUUGAAGAUUCAUGUCUGCAAUAUAUUAGUACAUCAUUCAGGGACUGGAGUGAUCAGGUUGCUUAUAUUUGCUUAUUCUGUUUUUUUAUAUCAGACAUAAAAUUCACCUUGCAAAAUCCCGCUUCCUUCUGUUCCCAUUUCCUCUCGUGAACAUGAAGGCGCUUAGCUGGGGUUCAGGUCGGGGCGCGUCAUGGGCGUAAACGUUCGAGGGCAGCGGACAUGAUGCUGACCACUUAAGACUUAACAACGAAAAAGGACUCUACUUCCUUGUCUUCGAUGAACUUUGACAGGCACACACAAACCUCGUUUUAUUCAAAACAUGAAGCAAAAUGUCAGCUUCCCGUGAUCAGAUGACAAUUCGACCGUCGCUGCCGAAGAUGUCCACCGUGUGCUCCACAGCAAGAUGAGAGCAGGCACGGUCUCUUGUGCGUGAAUUAUUUUAUUGUUGUAGUAAACUUGCGCAACAUCGACCGUACUCUCCACCUCCCCCACGGAGGCCAUUGUCAAGGCAUGUCAAGAAGACCGAAGGUGGAAGAGGGCGCAGGCGAUUGGCACGGCCGGACCCGCACCUAGGCCUGCCACCACACCCCCUGGUCGACAACAGGAUUUUAACCAACAGCAAAAAGGGUCAAAAAGAGGAGGACGCAAAUCACUGGGGAAGCGUGUGCACGGCUUGUAUGCCAAACGGGAGCUCCAACGUAUUCACUGGCCGGGAAUUGGACGAUAGAGAACUGCCAACGCUCAUCGGGCUGUGAGGGCCAUGGUUUGUUGAAGCGUAGCAUAGCAUGCGUACACAGUCUUUGCAGCCAUAAUCAGCCACAUGUGUGUUCAGACCUCGGGAUCGAACGCCUUGAAGAACAAAAAAGACAGACCUCACCGUUUUUGUUUCACUGCUAUUGAAGUGUUCCGCUCGCGGAUUCGAGCCAUGGUCUAGCAAACGCUUUCUGGGGAAUCAGAUAAUGUUCGCGUUGUGUCGCGCUAACUCUCGCCUCGUAGUGCUUUUUUUCACAUCAUAUCAUGUAAUGUGCAGCUAAUUAUUGCCUUCAAAGAGACGAACAUGCAUGCUUACCAUCAGCCCUAUUUGUCGGGUCUAGCAGCCAGCUUGCAUAUUUAUCCUUCGGCCAACUGUCGAAGGCCCAGAUUCGUCGCACGUCGCGGGCAUCAUGGCAUCAACCUAGAUUUGCGAUCGGGGGACUUACAUUGUGUAGGUCUUGCCUUUCGCUUCAAAUUGGGUUUCAUAAUUCUCAAAUUAUCCAGCAUGCGAGACAACAGAAGCAAGAAUCUAUUUAAUGGCAGUUAACUUCGUUAUUUGUCAGUUUUGUUGUCGAAUUGAACAUUUUACGAGACCGGACUUCAGCCUUCCAUCCCCUUUCUCCCAUCAUCAGUUAGCUCUGUUUCCCGGAGUAUUUACUACCGGCGUUUAUCGUAACUAGUUCAACUGAUUAUGCUUCGGAUUGGCCGCGUUUAUAUUUAGACGCUUGUUACCCCAACCUCACAAGUCCUGGGUCCUGGGACCGCUGUCCUUUAUGGCUCUCAGCAAAGGCAACCCUGAUGUGGGCGAGAUACAGUCUCCGACAUCUUCGCCUUUAGGCGGACACGGUACACGGUGAACCCGUUCGACUUGGCUUAUUGGGGGAAAACAGUUAUCCAGUUGUUUUUUUCAAUCGACUGAAUGGUCGUUCCUAAGUCCUACGACUAUAGAGGCGAGUGCCGUGUGUUGAGGACAAACUGUUGCUGUGAAGGGGGUGCGUUCUAAGCUCACUGACAAUUUCUUACGUCUGCGUAUGAUGACUAUUUUAAAACAAUUUCCAUAUCUUUCCCGUCCAAACUCGUUCCGAUUUUCAACAAAUAAAGGCCGCUUGCUUCCUUUUACAUUUAUUUUCGACUUCCUUCUUCCCUUGCCUGUUUUACAGAAAUUUCUACCUAGUAUAAAAACCGCCGUUGACUUACACAAAUUUGUCUAUUAUUGUUUAGAUAGGUGACUUUGAGAGUGACGUCUGAUAUCCUCACUUUUUACAAGGAAUUUACCGUCAAUUCAAAUUCGUCUGCUUUGUACCCUUCGGAGGUGCAGCACGAGUUCUUUCGCGCUCAUUAAAGUCCGUAACACAGGGUUUCAGAAAGCCGCGUUCAAAAAGAUUCAAGGGCUUGCUAAAAGUUGGACUCUCCAAUCUUUUAUUCUACAGCGAUGUCGGUGUCCCGCUUGAAAAUUAGCGGCAACAUCCAAUACUUUCUGGCAGGGAUUCAUAGUUGUCAUGUUGCUGUGUUAUCACCAAACUUCGCUCUAUUUUAAGGGGUUUGGGCAUGUCUCUUCCUAAAGAACUGUUAGUCUAUUGGAGUACUUCCGUUUAUCCUCAACAACUGUCUGUUUGGCAGUUGGCCUUCCUGAAGUUGGUUUCACUGUCAACCAUUCAUGCAAUUGCGAGGUAACCAACAGCUAGACUACCAGCAAAGUUGGCCAAGACCUUGCAGGCAAUUGUCUCCGGAGCUGGUGUAAGAGGGACGUUCCACUAGUGAGUUGUAUCGGAAAUUCUAACGGUCGUCAGGACCUUGAGCCUGGGAUUCGAGGGAACUUCCUUUGGUUGCUCUGAAGUGAGCGCACGUCAAUUUGGUUGGCAUGUCAGAGUAAACUAGUUCCGUCUCUUGGUUGUGGGUAACGCGAACAUGCGAUCAUCUACCAGGUCGCAAAGGGCAGAGGAGACUGGACUAGCAACAUUUUCAGAUCUACUUUGUCCCUAGUCGGCUGGCCAUUCACCCGACCAAAAUCUCUGCCCGGACUCAAACAGAUGCGCAUUUAUGCGUAGCCCACACGGUCCACAAAUAAAGUCCAACGGAUAAGCAAGUAGCAUCAUAAAACUGGAGUUUCAUCAGCGCCUUCACGUCGGUCAGUCUUUGUCGGGUUUAAGCAGGCAUUUAUCCUCACGAUCUGAUUGCUGUCUCUGAACAGACUACUUUUAUCGUCUGCCAAUAGGGUCGGGAGCAGGCGACCACGUGCCACUUUGCAAGACGACCAAGGAGGAAGUAAACUACCUCAUUUUAAACCCACCGUCGCCACCUUGCUCAACUUUAGCUUGGUCGUGCCGCUGGUUGCACCCAAGAAAUGAAUUGACUGACAUGCGAUCGGCUGGCUUAACGGCUCUCUUGAGCACACAUUGCGGAACCACCCAGCACCAGGACACUUGACAACAUGCCAAAGCCCGCAAUCUACGUUUUAUGACCAAGAAUUAGAAUGUCGGCCGGAUUGAACAGCGUGCUAACUCCGAACAAAGCAUAGUUUGACCGAGGUCCAUGUGUUAGUAUCAAGGGCAAAUAUGUCAGGCUAACAGCCUUCACGCUCAGUUUAUACGUCACACAUUAUCUGAUAACUAUUCGCUUAGUAAAUGUCUUCUUUCUCAUCCCUCUUAGUAGUUACCUCCACGAUGUCGCAGCCACUCAUUGUGAAGGCCAAAUAUGAGAAGGAAAUUCGCACUUUGCCUGUUUAUACGGACGAGCUCUCAUUUGAUGAACUGCAUCUGAUGAUUUCACGUAUGUUCAAAGGCCACAUAGCCGCUGGUGACGAUCUCAUUUUGAAGUACGUGGACUCAGGUGGGCGUCUGCUCGACUUUCCUGUUAAUAUUUAACUUCCACGUUAGACGGUGAUCUGAUAACCCUCGGCGACGCAGCAGACCUUGAUUUGGCUCUCCUGGAAAAUAAAAAGCUCUGCGUCCACGUGUCCAGUAGGUGCCCGUACUUCCUCCCUCCUCCAUAUACCUCAUCUAGGUCGACCACAAAAGGAUAGUGAGCAUCCCUCAACCAACGAGCCAUUCGAACAUGAAGGGAAUCCGAUCACCUCGCCCGAGGGGAUAGUUCUCAUUGAUGAACUGGCAGUAGUUCGUUCUCAAAUCAACAAUCUCAUCGAUAAACUUGCCACUUGCCGUCCCGUCAAAACUACCUCAACAAAAUAUGUGAGUUGGGUUUCUUUUUUUCUUUCAUUUCUUGAAGUUUUUUUCAACAAGGAAGCGGUAAAAAUGAACAACCACCUCUCAGCCGAAAAUUACAUCUAAUAGCUUAUUUUAUGUAGCCUCUUAGAAGGUAUUUAUUCUCUGACCUACUAAGCAUCGCACCGAUUAGUUCAGUGAACAGUGAUUAGUUUUGCCCAACAUGAGGAUGAAUCACUGAUUUUGUGUCAGGGAACGAGCUCAAGCAGUCAGAUUUCUGUCCGCCAAAAAUACGAUAUACAGUAGGUGGGCUAACGCAUGAAAUGCCAACCGAAAUUCCAAAAUGCGUUUUCGUUUCGAAAAGUUUAACUAAGUAGUGUUGUAAAACUAGUAAUUGUGCAGCAUAAUUCUAUAAUAAUUCAGUUAUCUCUGGAUGCCGGCUUUCGAAGGAACUCCUUCCCGGCCGCAUGCAAAAACUAUACUCUGUAAAUAAUGACUACUUAAGUGGCAUGUGUUUUUCUAAUUGAUUUUCAAUGCCCCUAAAUAUUCAAUUAUGUUUCAUAGAAAACAUGCAUAAAAAUAUUCACCCUCAUGCUCAUUCGGGGGAAAAUUACGUCUUCUUCCAAUUUUUUACUCGAAGGAAGGGCAUAGUUCUGUUUUAAAUAGUUUCUAAUUGUGAGAUUUUUUUAAUGCCGUGAAAGGGCCGUUCAUAAAACCUCAUGUCUCUGCAUUUGCCAAUGUGGCUUCUAAAGUUAACAAUAUGGCUCAAAUCCACUGCUAGAUUUGAUGAACCCCAUACAGUCUCCUCUUAAUGCCGCAGAGAAAUGUAUGGUUUUCCGUACGCGGAAAAUAUACGACUUGUAGUUUAGAAGCUCUGAAUUCAAGUGCAACGGCAGGUCGGGUUCAAAAUUAUUUGGGAAUUGUAAAAGUUCUUGAAAAUUGAAUUAUACCCGGCCUUCGAGUAUGCGAGUGAAAGAAGACGUCGUUUUCUGCCGAAUGAGCAAGAGAAGGAAUAUUUUUAUGCAUGUUUUCCUUGAAAUAUAAGUUAAUUUUCAAGGGCAUCGAAAAUCAAUGAGAAAAAUGCGUGCUACUUAAGUAGCCAUUUUUUUUAAAGAUUACACGGUUUGCAUGCAACCGGGAAGAAGUUCUUUCGAAAGCCGGCAUAUCCUGAGGUAACUGGAUUGCUAUAGAAUUAUGCUGCACGAUGAUUAGUUUUACAACCCUACUUAAUUAACCUUUUUGAAACGAAAACGUAGUUCGGAAUUUCGGUUGACAUUUCAUGAGUUAGCUCACCUACUGUGAGUACCUUGGAAAGGCUAGUACCUCGUUGUCCUUCAGCCUCUGUAGUUGUCGCAACAGCGUGCGUUAACAUGCUCUCUUUUAUUUAAAUUUGCAGAAGGAUGUUGGAGUACAGGAGACAUUUGCAGCGCCCCCGGAUCCUCCUACGACAAACAUACUUCAGCCGAUUGCGAAGACCCAGGCGCCGCUCCCUUCGCGGACAUCGUUGUUCGCCACUGAUCCGACACUUGAUGUAAGUACCCCAGAGUUCAAACCUACUCGGUGGUAA
Spirometra erinaceieuropaei is the source of this 9196-nucleotide messenger RNA. The record is from the annotation of a GenBank genome assembly. NCBI's taxonomy places the organism in Eukaryota, Metazoa, Platyhelminthes, Cestoda, Diphyllobothriidea, Diphyllobothriidae.